AUGUGGCCCCGCAAAUCCUCAGACAAAGAUGAAAACGAAAAUAAGCCCAUAGAGCGCUCCGAGAAGGAGGAUGUGGAGAACGCCCACAUCGAGAAGAUCGAUGCCAGUAUCGACAACAUUGCCACCAGUAUCGACAAUCUACCAGUAAGCUGGUUCGUCUGGCUCGCGGCAACGACAGCCUCCAUGGCGGGUCUCCUCUUCGGCUACGAUACAGGUAUCAUCUCCGGCGUCCUGGUCGUGCUGGGGAACUCCCUAGAUGGCAGACCGGCCACAAGCAGCGAGAAGGAGAUGAUCACUUCACUUUGCUCCGGAGGAGCCUUCAUCGGUGCCAUCUUCGCCGGAAACACUGCAGACAGAUUCGGUCGUAAAAUGGCCAUCUACCUGGGUUGCUUUCUCUUUGUCGCCGGCGCCGUCAUCCAAGCGGCUGCCUAUACCAUUGCGCAAAUGGCCGUGGGUCGAUUGGUGAUCGGAUUUGGUGUUGGCUGUGGCGCCAUGGUGCUACCACUCUACGUCGCAGAGAUUGCCCCGGCCAAGGCCCGUGGAAAGCUCAUUGGAUUGAACAACAUGUCCAUCACUGGGGGCCAGGUCAUCUCCUAUGCCAUUGGAGCGGCCUUUUCAAGCGUCCCCCAUGGUUGGCGAUACAUGGUCGGUCUCGGUGCGGUGCCUGCCCUUGUCCUCGGCGCCCUCAUGCCUUUCUGCCCCGAGUCUCCACGUCACCUGGCUUACAAUGGCCGCAACGACGAGGCCAGACUUGUGCUGCGGAAAAUCUACGCCGAAGCCACCGAAGAUCAAAUCGACGCGGUGCUUCUCUCUAUCUGUACAGCGUGUGACCAGGCCCGUGAAAUCAACGAGAGCGGCUCGCGAUUCUCGAAGAUCAAGAAGCUUCACACUGUCCCCAGUAACCUGCGUGCAUUGAUCAGUGCUUGCGGUCUGAUGGUGAUCUCUCAGCUGUCCGGAUUCAAUGCUCUGAUGUACUACUCCGCAACUCUGUUUUCGCUGGUCGGCUUUGACAACCCCACCGCGGUCGGACUCGUGGUGGCAGGCACUAACUUUAUCAUGACAUUCGUCAACAUGAUGAUGGUCGAUGGAAUCGGACGGAGAAAACUUCUCCUUUCAACCGUGUGGGGCAUGUCCGUGGGCAUGAUCGCCGUCGCAGUCGCAUUCCGCUGGAUCCCCAUCAACAUGGAAACGAUGGAAGUCGCCACUUCGGGAAUCCCCCCCGCAGCCAUCGCGGUCCUUGUCUUCAUUAUCUGGUUUGUGGUAUUCUACGGUGUCUCCGUCGGUAACACCGCAUGGAUGAGCACCGACUUCUUCCCCCUCGAAGUGCGUGCCAUCGGAACCAUGUGGUUGACCUGCUCCAACUGGGGCGCCAACGUCAUCAUCUCCAGCACCUUCCUCUCCAUGAUGAAGGCCUGGACCCCUUCCGGUGCAUUCGGAUUCUUCGCCGCGAUCUGCGGUCUCGGAUACAUCUGGCUGUACUUCUUCUACCCUGAGGUGUCCGGGCUGGUCUUGGAAGAGGUGAAGGAAGUCUUCGAGCAUGGCUUCGGAGUCAGUUAUGCCAGACAGCUCCGCAAGGAGAGGAAGGAUAUCAUCGAGGAGCGGAUGAAGACCCAAGAAAAGCCAAUGGCUGCUGGGCAUUAA
This is a messenger RNA of Penicillium olsonii, 1641 nucleotides long. The record is from the annotation of a GenBank genome assembly. Lineage: Eukaryota; Fungi; Ascomycota; Eurotiomycetes; Eurotiales; Aspergillaceae.